GCAUUCGGCGCCCACUGCUGAAUGUUAUGUAAUGUGACGCUGCUCAUCCGAUCUUAGCCGGGCGGCCGAGUCUGUUCACUUGUACAAGAGACCUUGUUCUCUUCUGGGACUGUCAUGGAUCUGUGCGCCCACAUGUGCGUACGUCGGCAGAUAGCCGUACCUUGCUCUUCUGCCCAUGCGGUAGCGUUUGGUCCCGGGAACAUAUAAAAGAUGGAUGCUUGGAAAAGCCACCCUCAACCGCCCCGCUGAGAUGGUUUCCACCUUCGUUUUCUUCGCUCUCCUCGCCGUGAGCAAGUUUGCCUCGGCGUCUCCUUUGGCUGCACGAGCGGGGGUGUCGGUCUCGACGCCGCUCGGCACAGCUCAAGGAAUAGUGGACGCGGAUGGCGCAUAUCGGUUCGCAGUGCGCUACGCGACUGCCAAUCGUUGGGGGGCCUCCUCGGUCGCGACUCAAUGGGAUCUCCCGAACGGCUUCACCGAUCCGGCAGCGUAUCCUCUAAUUUGCCCUCAGACUGGGGUGGCGGCAGCCACCUACUCGGAGGACUGUCUCUCCGUCCUGCUCUAUGUCCCGCCGACGCUGAACACCUCAAGUCAUGUAUCGACGGUUGUCUGGGUUCACGGAGGAUCUUUUAUCAUGGGGUCGGCCACCGGCACUGGGCUUGACGGAUCGAAACUUGCGAUCGCGACGAAUUCCAUCGUCGCUGUCAUCCAGUACCGUUUGGGCGCGCUCGGCCUGCUCGCUCCCAAUGGCUCCACCAAUUUGGCUGUUGUUGAUGUUAUGAACUCUCUCAAGUUCCUGGGCAAGGUCCUUGCCUCCUUUGGCGGGUCCGCGUCCAAGAUCACACUCGCCGGACAGAGCAGUGGGGCGGGGAUGAUUCGUACGCUUUUGGCCGUGCCGUCGGCAUCCACCUUGUUCCAGAGUGCGAUUCUUCAUUCGGAUCCGAUGGACUACGGAUUUCUGUCUAUGAGCACCCAGGCCAUGCUUCAGAGCACCUUCAAUUCCCAGAUCGGCUGUUCUGCGAGCGACAGUGCUUGCCAGUCCGCGCUCUCCGUCUCUGAUAUCUUGAAUGCCCAAACAAAUCUGGGCAACGAAGCGGACGGCCUCGAUGCGUCCACGGGACUCGGUGAACCGAUUCGCAGCGUCAAGGACGGUGUCCUCGUAACUAAUCCCCUUGACUUGACUGCGGCUUUCCCUACUGUCAGCAAGCCCCUGCUGCUGACUAAUGUCAAGGAUGAAGGUGGGUGGACUGUGUACGACAAUCUCUUCCCCGGACCGGACGCAUAUCCGACUGCAUAUUGGGAUCCUGUUCUCCAGCAGACGCUGGGGUCGGACCGCACCACAACCGUCGACAACUCGGACUUUUAUCCGCUUGACUCGUCUGUCGACAUGCGCGUCCCCUUGCAGACACUGGUGACCGACUCAAUCUGGCGGUGCCCCACCUGGACUUUUGCCCGCAACUGGGCUGCCAACGGUGGUUCAGCUUAUGUUGGCGUAUUCACCGUGGGGGCGACCUAUCCAGUCAACCAAAACAUCACAUUCUGCACCACCGAUGGCGCAGUCUGCCAUCAAGAUGACAUCGAAAUCAUCUUCGGCACUGUCUCGUCACCUUCAGCUGCCCAAUCGUCGCUCAUCACAGAAGUCCAGGCGCGUUACAAGGCUUUCUUGGCCACCGGCAACCCCAACGGUGCCGGCCUCGCCUCCUGGUCCGCUGCCGAAGCCUCGGAUGUCCAUCCGCUCGAACUGGGAACAGCCGCCGCCUCCGACGGAUUGUAUCCUACCGGUGCAUGCGACCCUUCUUUCUGGGGAAGUGCUGUCCCCUACGACUAUCAGGUCUACGGCAUCUAAACACUCUUUUAUCUCUCCGCAUCGUUUUCCCGUCCAAGUCUCUAGAUCUGUAGCCAUAUAGCCCACGCUGUCCUCUCUGUUUUCUCGAUUUGGGUUUCUAGUCUAGUUGAAAUACUUUAAUACUAUAAUGAUCAAUGCA
Mycena citricolor is the source of this 1982-nucleotide messenger RNA. The record is from the annotation of a GenBank genome assembly. NCBI's taxonomy places the organism in Eukaryota, Fungi, Basidiomycota, Agaricomycetes, Agaricales, Mycenaceae.